This is a messenger RNA of Python bivittatus (Burmese python), 1188 nucleotides long. NCBI's taxonomy places the organism in Eukaryota, Metazoa, Chordata, Lepidosauria, Squamata, Pythonidae. The record is from RefSeq and is a predicted model, not a curated record.
AUGCGCUUCUGGCUAGCCCUGAGCCGGAAUCUACACCUGGAACAGUCCUCAGAGCGCCAGAUGCAGGAGCAGCUGGAGGGUGGAUGUUGCAAAAUCAAAGCUCUGAGAGCGAAGACCAACACUUACAUCAAGACCCCGGUCCGCGGCGAAGAGCCCGUCUUCAUGGUGACGGGGCGGCGGGAGGAUGUGGCCAUGGCCAGGAGGGAAAUCAUUUCGGCCGCCGAGCAUUUCUCCAUGAUCCGGGCUUCCCGCAACAAGGCCGGCCCCGCCUUUGGCAGCGCCCCCACCUUGCCGGGACAGGUCACCAUCCGGGUCCGGGUCCCCUACCGCGUGGUUGGCUUGGUGGUGGGUCCCAAAGGAGCCACUAUCAAGCGGAUCCAGCAGCAGACCAACACCUACAUCAUCACCCCCAGCCGCGACCGGGACCCCGUCUUUGAGAUCACCGGGGCCCCGGGCAACGUGGAGCGAGCCCGAGAGGAAAUCGAGACCCACAUAGCUGUCCGGACGGGCAAGAUCCUAGAGUACAACAACGAGAAUGACUUUCUGUCCAGCAGCCCGGACUCCGGCAUGGAAAACCGCUACUCGGAGGCCUGGCGGGUCCACACCCCGGCCCCCGGGUGCAAACCCCUCUCCACCUUCCGCCAGAACAGCCUCGGGUGCAUCGGCGACUGCUCCAUGGAUCCUGCCUACGAGACGCCCCGGCUGAACGACCAAAACGACUUCAAUUACAGUUACCUCUUCCCUAACUACGGGGUCAACAAGCAAGACCUGUAUUACGGAGUCCCUGAGUCGGGCGCUCCUCUCUGGGCUGGCCAGGAAAACACCAACCCGGUUUCCGUGCUCUUCUCCAAGCAGCGCUCCAGCAACGCCGGCGCCCUCCACCCCAACUCGCACCGCUCCCCGUCGUCCUCCAUCCAAGAGCCCCCCCUCUCCGGGCUUCCGAGAAGGUCUCAGGGGGAGCCCCUGCAAGGGUUUUCCAAAUUGGGUGCUUCCGCCACCACCCGGACAUCCCUCUCGAGCAGCCGGGAGUGCAUGGUGUGCUUCGAAAGCGAGGUGACGGCGGCUCUGGUCCCCUGCGGGCACAACCUCUUCUGCAUGGAGUGCGCCGUGCGGAUCUGUGAGCGGAGCGACCCCGAGUGCCCGGUGUGCCACGCAGCAGCUACUCAGGCCAUCAGGAUAUUUUCUUAA